Molecule: messenger RNA, 2837 nt
Organism: Porites lobata
Lineage: Eukaryota; Metazoa; Cnidaria; Anthozoa; Scleractinia; Poritidae
Source: the annotation of a GenBank genome assembly
CUUUAAGAUGUAAAUAAACAGUGUUUCACGGAGUGAGCAUUCUUAUGCAGAUUGUUAUGACUGUUAAAAGUGGCAAUGCGUGAAUUUGCCUAACCAAUCAUCGAUCCAAAUGUACAUGGUUGCCGCAGGAUUAUUCAACCAUGUCGACUGUCAUAACACAUACUUCAUAGGAUGACACAAGGAUUUAAGUCCUUUCUCGUUCCAGUAGCUACGUUGUAAGGAAGAAAGGAAGAAAGAUAAUUCCAGCUAAUUAUUUUCAACUUCUUAUCAACUUUGCAAUAACUUCAAAAUCAAGGUGGAAGAUCACACUCAAUUCACGAGUUGUAUAAACUGCUGUCAAGUUCUGAGCAGAGUGAAACGUGCAUGUAUGGAUGUAGAAUUAGAGGCCGUUGGCUCUCAGCCUAAGGAGGAGAAAGGGUCAAGACAGAGAAAUGGCAGAGCAAUUUCAAGAAAAAUGAAGCGGCAACGACUUAUGGACAAAAACGGGCGAAUUCAUGUCAACUAUGUGAACGUUCCAAAUCGCAGUCAGCUUUACUACUUGCAUGACCAUUUUACUACAAUGAUCGACGCUCAAUGGAGAUACGUUUUUCUAAUUUUCUCGCUGUCCUUUUUGGUUAGCUGGUUAGUCUUCGGGUCAAUCUGGUGGGGCAUCUACUAUUACCGCUCUGAACACCACGACAUAGAGUGUAUAGAGAAAGUUGAUUCUUGGACGGCCGCAUUUCUGUUCUCGUUAGAAACGCAGACUACCAUUGGUUAUGGGGGCCGACAGAUCACACCGGACUGUCCGGAAGGAGUCGUUUGCCUGUUAAUUCAGUGCAUUAUUGGCUUGUUAAUCUCUUCGACCAUGUUAGGACUCAUAUUUGCUAAAGUUUCACGUCCGCACAAACGAAGUUCAACAAUUGUUUUUUCACGCCAUGCGGUGAUAGCGGCACGCAACGGCAAGCUUUAUUUGAUGUUUCGCAUAGCGGAUUUACGAAAAAGGCAGCUCAUCGAGUCACACGUUCGCGUUUUUCUCAUUCGCCCUUAUGUCACACAAGAGGGAGAAAACAUCUGUUGCUUUAGGCAGCCGUUGCCCGUGAAUUGCGAUUUGGAGAGUGAGGAUGAAGAGAGAGUCUUUCUCUUCUCCCCGGUAAUUGUCUCACACGAGAUCAACGAGGAGAGUCCUUUCUACGAUUAUUCGCCGAAUGACUUGCUCUUCGCCGACUUUGAAAUUGUCGUUCUUCUCGAAGGGAUUGUCGAAUCUACAGGAAUGACUACGCAAGCGAGAACAUCGUAUUUGGGAGAGGAAAUUCAUUGGGGUCAUUUGUUUGUGGACAUGAUGGGCAGUGUGUCAAACAACGGCUAUUACAACAUUGACGUUUCACGCCUCCACGACUCAUUUCCCAGUCCUGUCGCAUUGCCCAGAAUAAGUCCACGAGAAUUCCACGACUCGAGGCUUCGAGAAAAUGGGAACGAUAAUUCCCACCAGCAGGAACUUAUGGAAGAGAUAAGCGAUCGCGAUAUAACAGAUGUGCCUCAGAGCAACUACGUUCGUAACGGGGUGACUUUAGUUCCAAACAGCGAAGUUGGCCAAGAUGUCAACGUCAGUAAAUUAUGAGACAGUUGAUUUGAUGGCAUUCUGAAACCGACUGACAUUAGAUAAAUAUUCACUCUAGCAAAAAAUAUUAACAAAACCCUAAUGUUUUCAUUCCUGGUUGUUAAUGGUUUUUUGUACAAAAAAAAAAAGUAUCAAACCAAUUCAAUAGUCUAACCUCACCCGCUCAUCAAAUGGCUGUUUUUUAUUUCUGUUGUGAUCACCAAACAAUUAAUUUCCUUUCAUGCUGAUAGCAGUUUAUUUUAGUUUCUUUAUUUAUCAACGCUGUUCCCGUGUAUGAAAAUGACAUUUGUUUUCCGGCUGUUUUUCAAGGAGGCACGUAUGUUGUUAGUCCAACAUUUUGGCCAAACCUAAGGAAUAUAGAACGUAUGUGAAGGUUAUUCACUAAAUCAGUUUGAAUAACUGUUGCUUAAUUAUUCCUUUAAUACUGUCUUAUCGCAUUUCUGUUCAAAUUCGUUCAGAAAGUGGAUGUUAAUAUUACAGAUGGGAAUUAUGUCUCCGUAACAAGUUUACAAGUUUAUUCACAAAUCCGCCUUCAUAUGUUCAAAGUUCAGGAAAGUUAUUUAAUAUGUGCUGUAACAAAUAUUCAGUGAUCAUGAAAUUAUUUUGUCAAACAGACUGAUGUGGUCGUCUUUUAAUUAACUGGUCUUUAAGAUUUUUAAACUUUCUUGUUUUCCAAUAGCUUUUGAUCAUAGGAGCGUUGCAGCUAGCCAAUAUCACAGGUCGAGUAUCUGUAGUUAUCUAUGAAUGUGUGUUUACCAGAAAAAACAUUCAGGACUCGUUUUAUCAAAGGUGAUAUGGUGUCUGUCCAAAUAUAAAGCCACUUCUUACUCUUGUUGUAGUUAAUGCUUUACUUUGUUUGUUUCUUCUCAUUUUUAAUCCCAAAACAUUGCUAGAUAUAUUAGAUAAUAUUUUCGUGACGUUCCCAAACUUAAGUUAAUAAACCACUUGUCUAAUUAUAAAGUUAAACAAGUUCUUUCGCCUCGGGCCACGAUUUUGGAUUCAGUUAGAUACCGCUCUUUGUUUAGCAGCAAAUAUUAGUAACUACAUGCAGUAGUAACGAUUCGUCUGCCAGCGAAGUAAGGUUCGUAUUUUCAAGAAUUAUUGAUGAAAAGAUCUCGUGAUCUCCAGUGGAAAUUAAUGAUAAAGUAUACGUCAAGAAAUUAUACGUCACGCGAUGUUUCACAAAGUUUGUUGAGCGGGAAAGACCGAUAUUUGGAUUGUUGCGUAAAAACACUGACCC